Messenger RNA from Acanthoscelides obtectus, 4336 nucleotides. NCBI's taxonomy places the organism in Eukaryota, Metazoa, Arthropoda, Insecta, Coleoptera, Chrysomelidae. The record is from the annotation of a GenBank genome assembly.
UCUAAAGUGCAGCAGAUAAAGCUAGGUUAUGUCACACACGCCUGUUCGCCUGUCUGUAGUUAUUGACCAGCUAAAUUCGUCUGUACGUUCUAUUUUAAACAGUAGCGCUAAACGAAACAUGCAGUGUAGUGUCACGCGGUGAGACUCGCCGAUCUUGCGAUAUUCCGAUACUCAGUUUAUGCAGUGACAUUGCGAGAUACAGUCGCGGCUUACUGCGAAAGUGAAUGCGAUCGUGAUGUAGAAUUACAAAAGCGGUACAUGUUAUUAUUAUGGCGAUCCGCAAGGCCAAGGCUAAGCCUGGGUGUUUGUUCUAUUUUCAGAGAGCUUCGCUAGGGGUGGUUACGUUCACCGAGACUAUAUUUUACAAGUGAGUUAUUGGUGGAACAAUAAAAGGAGCGAGCUGUGAUAGGGGUGUACUUACAGGGCUGAUCUUGUGUAUUUCUACUCAGCAUGUGAUGCGGGUUUUUUAUUAUACAGGGUAUCACGGAAUGCUGUGAGGAAAAUUGAGGGAUUAGGGUUCUACGUAGGGAGCCACCCCAUAAAAACCAUAUCAAUAUGUUGGGCUAUCGUGUUCUUGGCCGCUCUGGGAUUUCUCAGGUUCCAGCAGGAGAAAAACCCCUUGAAACUCUGGGUUCCUCCUCACACUUCGUUCGUGAGAGACUCAGAAUGGCUUAUGAAGACUUUGGAGAAGGGGUUUAGAGAAGAGGCGAUCAUGAUCACUGCCGAAGAUGUUUUGACGCCAAAAGUUAUACAAGAGUUAUCUGAGUUGGACUUCCGAGUUCGAUACACAAAAACUCCAAGUAACCUAACACUGGAAAAUGUAUGUUUUGAGUUACCUAAAAUUGACAGAAAGCUCCUUGAUUUUAUGGAGGAUAAUAGUACAAAAAAAGAUCCCAGUAUUCAGAUGGAUCCUGCUCUGUAUUGUAGCUUUGUUGAAGCUAUGAAGAAGGAAUGUUAUACCAGAAGUAUUUUAGAGUUAUGGAAUUUCAAUAGAAAGAAGAUACGGAGUUUGACCAAAAACGAUAUUGUCAAUCAAUUGAACAACUACGAUUCAAACUACUUUGGAAAAUUAAAAGAUAUAAAUGGCCUACUAGGUGGAAUUACCCGAAAUGAAACAGGCCACAUAAUUUCGGCCACAGCAAUUCAGAACUUUUGGUAUCUAACGAUAAACUUUUCUGCUGUUGAUAUGGACAAAUCUGGAAAUAUGGCUGGAACCGCUGAUUGGGCAUCAGAGGAGGCCCUGGAAUGGGAAAAGACGUUCCUAAAAAUUAUGGAAAAUGUUUCGUUACUUUAUAAUAAUAGCUUUUUCUAUGAGUCUGGAAGAAGUUUUGGUGAUAUUAGUAAUGCAACAAUGUUCCAAGAUAUGGAUAAACUAUGUCUAGGAGUGAUUAUAAUGGUGCUAUACGUACAGUUAGUGAUAUCCAAAUACAACUGGUUAGAAGCAAGGUUUGUUUUAGGAUCAGUUGGACUUCUAACAAUCGGCAUGGCGUUUAUUGUUGGUGCCGGACUUUGCUCACUAUUUGGGUUACGAUACGGUCCUGUGCAUACAUCCUUGCCGUUUUUGCUCAUGGGAUUGGGAGUAGAUGACAUGUUUGUGAUAAUGGCGUGUUGGGAAGAGCUCACAGAGGAAGACAAGAAACUUCCAAUACACGAGAAAGUUGGAAUGAUGCUCAAACACGCAGGCGUGUCUAUAUCAAUAACGUCAUUAACAGAUGUGAUAGCUUUUCUUAUUGGUGCUUCAACAAUCUUGCCCUGUCUAGAAUCGUUCUGCAUAUACGCAGCAGUAUGUGUCUUUACGAUUUUUUUAUUCGCCAUAACAUUUUUUGUCGCCUGUUUCGUGCUAGACGAACAUAGGAUAGCGAAAAAAAGAAAUGGUGUCUUACCAUGGAUUGUGUUACCAGACGAUUAUAAGCCAAACGAGUGUAGUCAGAGAAACAUCUCGAACAAUAUCUUCAGGGUGCUAUAUUCGAAAGUUGUUCUUACCACCCCUGGAAAGGUAAGCACUCUUCGAGAACAUUUUGAUUCAGGUGAGGGGCGGACUUAGGAGAACAUUUGUGGGAGGGGGACAAGGAAAAUACUUGGAUUUGUGAUUAUGUGUCGGUGAGACACAAUUUUAUUAAAAAUGCAAAUAAAAGCGGCAUGAGACAAUCAUUCGACGUUCCCCAUUUUACAACAUAUUUCUAACACUUUUUCCAAUGUAACAUCAAUGUCAUAAUUUACAUUGAGAAGAGCUAACUCAUUGAGUUUAUUCUUAAGUAUUGUACUAGUUUUGAUUCGAUGCAAAGAAUAAUUGACAUUUUUAGCACUAGUGAUCGUGGCUGACAUAAAAAAGCACAAGUGUAAAAAAUAGAAAUACCUGUGUUAGACUAAUCACUGGCUUCUCUCUAACUUUCUCUCUUCUACUGCUAUGUCUAUGGACUUUUCUCCUCGCAGCUCACAACGCACUUCGGCUUCCUAUCCUAACCGUGUCGAACGUAGUACAUCCAGAACUGAGGAGGCUGUUCCUAGUUCUACUAACCUCAGAUGAUUCACAAAUCGGAUUAACAAAUUGUCUUUAAGCAUUCUUAUAGCAGCUGCGCACAGUGAUUUCUCCAUAGGCCAAAAAUACCAAAAACUCAUAAAUUUAUAACGGUCUAAAUGAGUCGCUAAGUUAUCGAGAAGGCGCGAGGCUUUCAAAAAAAAAUGAAAAACAAUGCAAUUAGUUCAAACUGUCAUUUACUUUCGUCCAUCGCAAGUGACAGCUUCUCGAAUUACCGGGACGUGUAAGUCAUUGCAACUUACUUUUUUUUGUGAAUUAUAAUUUCAAGCCUAGUGUUUUUACGUAGUAAUAAUAUGGAGGUGCAAGAAUAUGGUAUGUACUCUUAUUAUUUACCUAUUUUAUGUAAAAGCAUGCGUUUUGGAGUUUUACAUAAAUUUUUUAUUGAACGUUUUUUGCUAGAUUUUUUCCUACAAAAUUUAUUCAUUUCGAGUUAUAAACUUUUGGCUGCGCUUUGCUGCAGCUGAGAUAAAUGUUAUUUUCAAGUAGAUAAUUAGGGGAAUAUAGGUUUCAUCUGCAUCUUGCUGCCCCUCGUGCCUGUCAGAUAACAUCGAAAAUGUUGAUUUAGGGAGAUUAAGUGAUAGAAUUAGAAAUUUAUGUAAACGAAUUUCAUAUUAUUGGGUAAAGUCGAAUGGCUCUAAAUCUAAAUUGGUAGAAAAGUAUCCAGAUUGGCUUGAUUUCGCGUUUACAAAAGUUACCUGUUAAAAAAAGACAUAUUGUCAAAAUCUGUGUUGGAUUUGUUAACUGUUUCCAUUAUAAUGUAUUAUAAGUAUUAGAAUUUUUUUCAAUAUAUCUUGCUUGCACGUAUUAUGAACUGUUUUAUUUCAUUCCUUUAAUAUAAGGUAGAACUGAAACAAUAUCUAAAGUAAAAAUACCGAGAAAUAUUUUUAGUAUCAAUCACUGUGCUGCGGUGCCUCAAUAUUUAUGCUUCUGUCUACUCGGCUGCUUCGGUAUGAAAAAAAGGCGAAAUCGGGUUAAAGUCGAGCUGCUGUCAUUUUGCUUUUUGUCAGAACCGUGUUUAGGCUAUUAAGUAUGUGAAUGGUCUUUGUUUUUCAGAUAAUUGUGAUAUUGAUAAGUAUUACCUGCGCUGCCUUUGCUACUCAUAGCGCUCUAAAACUAGAGCAGAAAUUUGAUCCAAAGUGGUUUCUACCUCCAGGCACUCAUUUAGCCGAAUAUCUAAAAUCUAAGUACCAGCACUACCCAGAAAGCGGGUUUAAUGCAGGGUUAUACAUGGGUGCCCUAAAUUAUACUGAAGAGAUACCGAAAAUUAGAAAUGCCGUUGACAGAUUGAAGAAUAUGACAGAUGUGACAGCUGAAGUUGUAUCGUGGGUGGAUCCCUUUAGAGACUUUGUGCAUAUCAAUUUCGGACCAGGUAAUGUUAAUUAUUGGAUUAGUGCCAUCGAGACUAGAGAUAUGUCGUUAAACACAUAGAGUGGGGUGAAGCCGAAAGUGACGAUGAUGAAGGUGGGCUCUAUCUCUGUAUGCAUUGGGCAAAAGAUUAAUUUCAGGAUCUGUGCAUGUGGCCCCAGUGAACAAAAUCAGUUGCUAUGCGUGUUCUAAGAAUGCAAUACCAUGUUCUGAACAUGCGCGUAAAUAACAUACCGCACAUCAAUAGAAUGUGGUGAAAUCAGAAACGGACGUGACGUCCUUCAAACGAAAGUUGAAAAGGCUGCUGAUCGAUCAGUGUUUUUAUAGUGUUGUAGAGUUUUUCUCUUGUAGCCAUUUUUAAUGUUUUAACUGAGUUUUAUUGUUAUUUAUUGUUAUUUUUCCCUAGUUUUAAAUUUAUUGACAAUUCCUUUU